AUGGACCUCAAAAGACCUUCCAACAAACGAGAUCGCCCUUUGAGUAGCUGCUUCGAAUCUCCUGCCACUCAGAAAUGGAGUGAACAAUCAUUUAUUCCCCGUUCUCCAAGUAAGGGAAACCCAGAAAUUGCUGAAGUUGAUGAGGUUGAAGAUGAAGAACUCUUCGCAUCACCAGUGCGUCGCCGGAAACCAUUCAAGAAUAUCACCAACUUGGUCAAUAGCUUUGAAACUUCGGUCCGCUCCAAACUCAUGAGUGCCACAAUGCCCUUUUUAACCAGGUCGUCGACUCUGGUGGAGCAGCAUCUGUCGGCAGUUAAAUCACCAGUGCAACAGCCUAGAAAACCAGCUAGACCCCCCAUUGCGGUUUUGCAAGCGCCUCCCGCCAAUAUCCGUCGCAUCCAUUCGAUGUGCCAGACAUCUCGUGAGAAGGAAACCUGCUCUAUGGAGAGUAAUUCUCAUUUGCAGAAAACUAAUAUUUCUUAUUUCAAAGUCGACAAUGAUCUAUUUCCUCGAAUCGAAGCCGACGAACUCAAGAAAGUACUCGCCGGCGACUACGAAAACACUUUUGAUGAAGUGGUUAUUGUCGAUUGUAGGUUCGAGUACGAAUUCAAUGGAGGCCACAUUGAUGGGGCGGUAAAUCUCAUGACGCAAGAAGACCUUGAAAACUACUUUAUGACUGAAAAGCGUCUUGGUAGUAAAGCCAAACGCUUGUGCGUGUUUCACUGCGAGUUUAGUGUUUUCAGAGGUCCAACAAUGGCUGGCCAUUUGCGUAAAUUAGAUCGUAUCGCAAACAGCGAUUCCUAUCCUCAUUUGUCUUACCCAGACAUCGUUAUACUUGAAGGUGGCUACGAGAAGUUUUUCUCCAAGCAUAUUAGUCAUUGCAUCCCUCAAGCCUACGUGGAAAUGAAAGAUAUCAAUUAUCAGCAUACUUGCGAAGAGGAAAUGAAUAAGGUCCGCAAGUCGACAAAGCUCCCUCGAGCUAAAUCAUUUCAUCAAUUUGGUGCAAAGGCUUCGCUGCCAAAACACUCGAGAUCGAAGUCAUAUACUACCGUUACUUCCCAUGCUGAAAACUUGAAAGUAUUGAAGCGUCACAGAUCUUCAUCAAUAAUGAACAAACCCACCAGAUCGGGUAGCUUGGAUCUCAAACUUUCGAGGGCUUCCACCUUUUCUCACGCAGCUUCUGUAUUCAAUUCAUCACCAACAACCAGUCCCGUGUUGACGGUGUUUAACAACAUAGUGGACGAAGAUUUGCAACCACCUACUGCACUGUUCAAAGUUAGCUCACAGAGGCAGUCAACUGGCUCAAACUACUCCCUUUCAUGUUCCUCCAUUAAUUCAUCCAAUUCGUCCAUUUCUUCCGAACAUGUUUCUGCUUUUUCAUCCACAGACUCAUUGUCUGACACAUUUACAUCUCCACUUCUCGAAGCAAGCAGCUUCUUCGAGACAAGUUCACUGUCUCCUUUCAACAAGUCUUCUGGUAGCAAGCAUUCGGUAUUAAGAUCGACCACCAAGAAGCCUUCUUGUCCCUUACCUACUAUUCCAAAUGUUCCAGUAACUUCCCCAGAACUUCCCUUUGGCACAUUGAUCAACCACAAUCCUUCCAACUUACCUCUGACUAGUUUUACAUUUCCAGCUCAGAAGGCACCAAAGCAAGUCAAACCGCAGAGCCUCAAUCGCAUACUGGUGACAAAGAACCCGCAACCUGCGGUUACAUCCUCGCCAUUAAUAAGCUCGCCUUUAUCCACUUUCACGCCUAUGUCAACACAUCACAACUUGACUUCGCCUACUCACAUAAUUGAUCCCAUUAAUGAAUCACCCGUGGAUUUCUCGGUUCCAGUGACGAACUACAAGGGAAGUUACCUCAGGCGCCUUUCAACUGACGGAGGUUUACACAAGUUUGUAACCUUAGAUAUAGAUGAGGUAGAUGAGGAGCAUGAUGGCAACGACACAACCGUGACGGAUAUCAUCGAUGAAAAGUCAUAUAAUGAAUAG
Meyerozyma guilliermondii ATCC 6260 is the source of this 1992-nucleotide messenger RNA. RefSeq names its product putative tyrosine protein phosphatase (gene MIH1). The transcript has a single exon. Gene Ontology annotation, cellular component: cytoplasm; nucleus. Gene Ontology annotation, molecular function: protein tyrosine phosphatase activity. The record is from RefSeq and is a predicted model, not a curated record. Bases 1 to 1992 code for a protein of 663 amino acids. Gene Ontology annotation, biological process: positive regulation of G2/MI transition of meiotic cell cycle; G2/M transition of mitotic cell cycle; protein dephosphorylation. Lineage: Eukaryota; Fungi; Ascomycota; Pichiomycetes; Serinales; Debaryomycetaceae.